UCCGUUUUGCCAGAGCCCGUGUAAACCCUCCGCCGCGCGCCGGCGCCCCGCUCUCCCGCCCGGAUCCGAAUGGAGACCGGCAGCGGCGGCGGCGCCAGGACAAGGCUGCCGAAGACGGAGUCGGCGGAGAUGCGGUGGGUGGCCCAGGGCGGCGCCUACGAAGAGGACGAGAUCGAGAGCUCCGACGACGGGGCGUACGACGGCCCGGGCUCCCGCGGCGGCUUCUCGGACUCCGACGACAACUACGAGGAGGCCGAGCUGCUCCGCCAGCGGCUCGUGCGCACGGGCCCGCGCGCCGACUCCCUGGACGUCGAGGCGCAGGACGUCGCCGGCAUGUACCGCCACCAGGAAAUUACCUUAGGCAGGGGUAUUGUGCUGGCUCUUCAGACACUAGGUGUCGUCUUUGGGGAUGUUGGUACUAGUCCAUUGUACACUUUUGAUAUUAUGUUCAACAAGUACCCUAUUACUUCAAAGGAGGAUGUACUUGGAGCACUCUCUCUUGUAAUAUACACUCUGAUUCUAAUACCAUUGCUGAAGUAUACUUUCAUUGUUUUAUGGGGAAACGAUGAUGGAGAAGGAGGGACAUUUGCCUUAUACUCACUAAUAUGCAGGAAUGCAAGGGCUAGUCUGCUUCCUAAUCAACUACGCUCUGAUACUCGUAUAUCAAGCUUCCAACUCCAGGUGCCUUCGGUAGAACUGGAGAGGUCUUUGAAGAUCAAGGAGCGUCUUGAGACUUCAUCUAUGCUAAAGAAGCUACUUUUGAUGCUUGUUCUUUUUGGUACUUCUAUGGUCAUAGCGGAUGGUGUUGUCACACCAGCAAUCUCAGUGAUGUCUGCUGUCAAUGGCUUGAAGGUCGGAAUAUCUAGUGUUAAUGAAGGUGAAGUUGUGAUGAUCACUGUUGCAGUUCUUAUUGUUCUGUUCAGUCUGCAACGAUUUGGGACAAGCAAAGUGGGGCUUGCUGUUGGUCCUGCCUUGUUCAUAUGGUUUUGCUGCCUAGCUGGAAUAGGAAUUUAUAACAUCAAGACAUAUGGUUCAGCUGUAUUAUGGGCAUUUAAUCCUAUGUACAUCUACUAUUAUUUUGAAAGAAACCCAACCCAAGCUUGGAUGUCUCUUGGAGGAUGUGUUCUAUGUGCUGCUGGAUCUGAGGCAAUGUUUGCUGAUUUGUGCUACUUCUCUGUCAAAUCUGUUCAGCUUACCUUUGUGUUUCUUGUUCUUCCGUGCCUGCUACUGGGUUACCUAGGGCAAGCUGCAUAUCUUAUGGAAAAUUUAACAGACAAUCAGCAGGUCUUCUUUUUAUCAAUUCCAAAUCAGGCAUUUUGGCCAGUGGUAUUCAUAGCUAUUCUGGCAGCCAUAAUUGCUAGUCGCACAAUGACAACUGCUAUAUUCUCAACAAUAAAGCAGGCCACAUCUCUUGGCUGUUUUCCCCGCCUCAAGAUUAUUCACACAUCUAGAAAGUUCAUGGGUCAAAUAUACAUCCCAGUGAUGAACUGGUUUUUGUUGAUUUCUUGUCUUGCAUUUGUUACAGCAUUUGGGAGCAUCAAUGAGAUUGGAAAUGCAUAUGGCAUAGCUGAACUUGGGGUCAUGAUGAUGACUACAGUGUUGGUGACCAUCAUAAUGCUUCUGAUAUGGCAGAUAAACAUCAUUGUAGUUCUGUGCUUUCUCACCCUCUCCCUGGGUCUGGAAUUAAUUUUCUUUUCUUCAGUAUUGAGCAGUGUAGCAGAUGGGAGUUGGGUUCUUUUGGUAUUUGCGGCUGUCCUGUACUUGAUAAUGUACAUAUGGAACUAUGGAACCAAGUUGAAGUAUGAAACUGAGGUUAAGCAAAAACUUUCAAUGGAUUUGUUGAUGGAGCUAGGUUGUAAUCUGGGCACAGUCAGAGCUCCUGGAAUUGGAUUACUUUACAACGAACUUGUGAGGGGAGUUCCUGCAAUCUUUGGUCAAUUCCUCGCCACAUUGCCAGCCAUACAUUCAAUGAUCAUAUUUGUCUGCAUCAAGUGGGUUCCAGUUCCUGUUGUACCUCAGAAUGAGAGAUUUCUCUUUCGUCGGGUCUGUCCAAAGAGCUAUCAUAUGUUUCGCUGCAUUGCUAGGUAUGGGUACAAGGAUGUACGCAAGGAGAAUGACAACAAAGCAUUUGAGCAGCUUCUGGUGGAGAGUCUUGAGAAGUUCAUACGGCGAGAGGCCCAAGAGCGCUCCCUAGAGAGUGACCAAUAUGAUGUUACAGAUUCUGAAGAAGAGGUUGCAUCAGCUUCAUCAAGAGUGUUCGUUGGUCCCAAUGGUAGCAUCUAUUCUGCUGGCGUUCCACUCCCCGCCGAUUUGGCUGGUACUGAGAACCCAACCAUUGGGUCAAGCAUGUCAUUUGAUGGGUCUCUGGAUGAGGCAAUCGAUGGGAUGGGAAGCCUAGACAACGAGCUCUCCUUCAUCAACAGGGCCAGAGAGUCGGGCGUGGUGUACCUUCUGGGCCACGGCGACAUCAGAGCUCGGAAGGACUCCUUCUUUGUCAAGAAGCUUGUGAUCAACUAUUUCUAUGCCUUCUUGAGGAGGAACUGCAGGAGAGGCAUUGCGACGCUGGGUAUACAGGAAGCCCAGAUGAUGCGGGUCGCGAUGCAGUACAUGGUUUAGGGGUUGUCAGCUUGUGCUGUUCUGCAUCCAUUUUGAUCUUUGGUGGUAAGGAAACUAAACUCAUUAGAUCUAGAGGGGUGAGAGUUUUUCCUUUUUUUCGAGAAGCUGCUUUCCUCCCAACAGAAUGAAACACUAACAAAAGGUACUGCUUAACUGAAGGCGAUCGAAAAACUAGUCCAUUCAGGAAUAUUAACAAAAGGUCACUUUUACCUCCAUCAUUUAUGUCUGAACGUUUCCCUGUUGUAAACGAUACCAAACGCCGUCCUGGUGAAGCACUGGAGCCUCUGAAUGUAAGCCUUGUCAUGUCCCAGCGGUGCCACCCCCAAUCCAUGCAUGUAGCAGGGAAUGGCGGAAUGCUACUGCCAACACAAAACCUGCUCUGGCGGCAUUUGCUUGUCUGCUUGUGUUUAGAAGAAUCGACGACAGGCAGAGCUAUCAAUUGUCACAGCUGCACGGCUGCACCAAUC
Molecule: messenger RNA, 3083 nt
Organism: Oryza brachyantha (malo sina)
Lineage: Eukaryota; Viridiplantae; Streptophyta; Magnoliopsida; Poales; Poaceae
Product: probable potassium transporter 14
Exons: 10
Coding region: 70-2616 (848 amino acids)
Biological process (GO): potassium ion transmembrane transport
Cellular component (GO): plant-type vacuole; vacuolar membrane
Molecular function (GO): potassium ion transmembrane transporter activity
Source: RefSeq, a predicted model, not a curated record